Cladophialophora carrionii CBS 160.54 is the source of this 2532-nucleotide messenger RNA. RefSeq lists its product as uncharacterized. Lineage: Eukaryota; Fungi; Ascomycota; Eurotiomycetes; Chaetothyriales; Herpotrichiellaceae. Gene Ontology annotation, biological process: cellular response to pH. Gene Ontology annotation, cellular component: plasma membrane. The record is from RefSeq and is a predicted model, not a curated record. Bases 1 to 2532 code for a protein of 843 amino acids. The transcript has 2 exons.
AUGUCCAACGAUGCUUCAAUCACUGUUCGCCAACUAUGGGGACAAUUGAGCACACCGGCUGCGAGCCACACGGUUCCGGAGGCAUGGUGCACGCCUUUGAUUCUGCCAAGUGGAGGCAUAUUCAUCUUCGAGGAUGACUCCACAACCACCCUCCACGCCAGGGUCACCUUCAAGUUGCCUUGCGAGAACCCGAAUCCAAUCAUAAGCCCUGAUACCACUGGUAACUCCUCGGUCGUCGGCUUCUCCAAUCCCUUCUAUGCUUCCAUAUCUCCCCAGAUAUUUGCUCUUGCCACCGCGACCGUCAUCAGCUACAUUCUCGUCAUUCUCAUCUUCAUCACGCCGAGGACGUUCUAUCUCGGAGGGCCAGGAGGAGGCACGCGAUUUCUAGGUCGACGCGGCAUAAUAACAGGAUCUUAUGGCUCAUCAUCUGUGGUGGGUGUGGGACGAAGGCCUCUCCUCCAAAAGAUCGCGACGGUCACUGUGGCCAUAUCCCUCACAAUUGCGACGGCCGACACUUUCAAUGUCGCCGAAAGGCAAUAUAAUCAAGGCUACAUCGACUCGAGUCAGCUGGUUGACAACGUCGUUGAUAGCCUGGAGAUCCGGAUCAUUCGGGUCAUAUCCGACACUUUCUUGUGGCUCGCUCAGGUACAGACCUUGAUACGAUUAUUUCCUCGGCAUAAGGAGAAGGUUACCAUUAAGUGGCUUGGUUUUGCCAUGGUCAGCUUUGACACCAUAUUCAGCAUCUUAGACUCUUUUGUCAGCGGCAGCCCCAGGACACGGCCCAGGAGUUUCUCGGACGCCAUUCCUGCCCUCAACUACCUGUUUGAAUUGGCCAUCUCUCUAAUCUAUGCGUCCUGUGUGGUUUACUAUUGCCUGUCGAAAAGGCGGUUCGCGUUCUGGCAUCCGAAAAUGAAGAAUAUAUGUUUGGUCGCCCUGCUAUCCCUCAUUUCCGUGGUAAUUCCUGUGGUGUUCUUCAUUCUCGAUAUAUCGCAGCCCGAUCUGGCGGGGUGGGGCGAGUAUAUCCGAUGGGUUGGCGCCGCAGCUGCAAGUGUCGUCGUUUGGGAAUGGGUGGAGAGAAUCGAGUCUCUGGAACGGGAUGAAAGAAAGGACGGUAUUCUGGGACGUGAAAUCUUUGAUGGCGACGAAAUGUUGGACAUGACUCCAUCAGAGGAUGCCAGCUGGCGUGGAGACCUGGGACCAGACCAUGGCGGUGGUGGGGGCAAGGGUAUGGGUGAAAGAAUGGCGUCUCAGUAUCGGCGGGUUCGUGGUCGGCUUCCACUACGCAAACGGAGAAAACGAGUGCCAUCAGACGGCAUUACUACCGGCGCGGAUGCUAUGGGCGCAGCCGGCCACGCCAUCCCCGGGUCGCAAUUUGUGAUACCUCAGCAAACAACGACGCCCCCCAAUCGAAGCGAUACCGGAAGUGCUACCAGCACCGUCUAUGCUGUACGAUACCACAAUCCCGCAAGUCCACCGCCGAAUCCACAACCAGAGCUGCGUCGUGAAGGAGGCGGCCACACCAAUGGUGACGCCCCGAAAGAUUCAGACGACUCCAGCUCUUCUCCAGCUGGUGCAGACAAAGAAUUGGCACUGCAAACUGUGGCCCGCACAUUGGCGGCGUCGCAAGGCCGUAAUCUUUGGCAAGCUGUCCAAAAUCCAUUCAAAAGACGCAGGUCUGAACCGCCAGCAGAGGUGGCUGAUGCCCAAAAUGCUAGUGGCGUACGACGGUCCCCCAUUGAUCGCACGCUAAAUCUGCGGGACCGAUUGGGAGCGUUUGCGUCUACGCAAAGAGAGCGAUUUGGUGCCCGCGGCAAUACUGCCGCCGCUUCCCUGCCUAUCACGGUCAUACCGGCGCCGAGAACCAAUGAACGGACUUGGUCUCCUGAUGAUGUCCAAGGUAUUCCGAUUGAGGAAGGCUCUGUUCGAAUGGCGAAUACGGACCCAGCAUUGCCCGGGCAGGCAUUCUAUGGAAGAGAGCAGGUUCCGGGCCAGGUGGUCUUCAUUCCAGCACCCACAAACGGCCGAACCUGGUCUCCCGAUGACGCACAUCUAGACGUUCCGUCAACCCCAGUACCUGUGCGGCCCGAUGCUGUGGCCUUGCGCCACCCGGCCUCAACCUUUGGCCAGACUCACUCUCCUCAACAGAUAUAUACGCCUAGAGGUUCGCUGAUCAUCUCCGAGAGUGACCCCAGACCGAGCCGAGUGAUUGAUGCUUCUCACCCGACUUCGCCGAGGUCCGCGACCUAUGCGCGCCCUCCAGCGGUUGCACCGAUCGCGGAGGAUGCAUCGAACGAGGCUGGCAGUGAGAUCCCAACCCAGGUAGCAGUGACAAGCCCGGCUGCUCCGGCUCCAGCCCCGUCGAGCGGAGAUGCUGAAAGAGAACCCCCUGUUUCUGGAAAUAUUCGUCAUUCAUCUUCACGGUCUGUUCAAGCGGCACAGGCUCCUUGUGACUCAUCCCAAAAUCUGACGAACGCCGAAGCCACGGAGAGCGAUGGAAGAGACACAGGGGGCACAGGAUCAACCUCGAAAUAG